GGAAAGAAGGGGAGGAGGAGAAGGAGGAGGGGACUAGGGUCCUCCCAGUCUGUCCUGAGCUCUGGGCAGGCUCCGUCUGCACCCAGGAGAGCAAUCUUGGACCCAACUUCUCGCUGAAGGGCCUCUCUCUCCUCACAAGCUCAGAGGUAGUUUUCUUGGGGCUCAGGAUGCAGAGGUGGGGGCUGUGGGCCGUGGCCUCUCUGACCCUUCUCUCUGCCCAGGCCUUUCCACAAAUGGACGUCAGUAUCAGCCCAGCCGUGUUGGAGCUGCCCCAGGCAUCCCUGUGCCCCCUUUUCUGGGUGGAAUUCAGAGACCACUGCUACAGAUUCUUCCCUCUCAAUAAGACCUGGGGUGAGGCAGACCUGUACUGCUCUGAGUUCUCCAUCGGCAGGAAGUCUGCCAAGCUGGCCUCCAUCCACAGCUGGGAGGAAAAUGUCUUCGUGUAUGACCUCGUGAACAGCUGUGUUCCUGGGAUCCCAGCUGACGUCUGGACAGGGCUUCAUGAUCAUCGACAGGAAGGGCAGUUUGAAUGGACCGAUGGUUCAUCCUAUGACUACAACUACUGGGAUGGGAGCCAGCCGGAUGACGGUGUCCAUGCAGACCCACAGGAAGAGGAUUGCGUACAGAUCUGGUACCGGCCCACCAGCGCUCUGAGGUCGUGGAAUGAUAACGCCUGUAGCCGGGAGUUCCCCUUUGUCUGCAAGAUCCCAUCACUGACCAUUCACUGA
Messenger RNA from Loxodonta africana (African savanna elephant), 728 nucleotides. RefSeq names its product C-type lectin domain containing 19A (gene CLEC19A). The coding region runs from base 168 to 728 and encodes 186 amino acids. Gene Ontology annotation, molecular function: signaling receptor activity. Lineage: Eukaryota; Metazoa; Chordata; Mammalia; Proboscidea; Elephantidae. The transcript has 5 exons. The record is from RefSeq and is a predicted model, not a curated record.